AAUGAAUUAGUUUAGAAUGAUUGCCAUUUUUUUUCUUAACCAAAAUCGAACUUAUAUGCUAAUUCAUCGAGCAAGAGUCAUCCAAUUUGAGUGACGUUAACAUAAUUGAUGAAAUGUAGUCCUUACACAAUCAAUUAUUGACGAAAUUCGAUUCUUUAUUAUUCGGCAACAGCCAGGAUUCUUUGUCUAAUACCGCUGCUAUCCAGUCUCUGCUUCCAAGCCUCUUUGCAUCUGAAACGGAGGCAAUUUAGCAAAGCCUUGGUAUUAAAACCCUUCAUUGUCCGUGAAUGACCUCCUAAAGCAGUUUCCUUGGUAUCUGAUCGCUGCUCAUCCUCACAUCACCUUCCAAUCUUAUACCUUCUUCGUUUGGCUCACUAAAGUGAUCAAAAAUCCUUCUCCACUCUCCGUUAUUAAUGACGGGUAAAAAUAUUCACCAAAGAAUCGUUCUUUAGAACAAAGAGAUGCUUUGACACAUAGUCUUGGUCGUUGUCGAAGUUACUACACCAUACGUGAGGAUUAGACAGUAAAGUUUUGUACAAAAUAAUCUUUGUUCUCCUUGAAAUAGAUCUGUUUGCCAAGUGGUGUCUCAACCCAAAGUAGCUGCGGUUUACAGAUAUUCUUCUACUUCUUACAUAUAUCUCAAUUUCAUUAUCACAUGUUAUUUGGAAUCCCAGAUAUGAGAAUUCAGUGAUUUGUUCGAAGAAGCAGUUUGCUAUAUUGGUUAUCUCUUAAAAAUCUCUAAAAGUAAUUUGCCCGUCAUAUGUAUUUGACUACAGACAGAUUUUGUUACUUUAUUUCUGAAACGUAAAUUUCUUCGAUCCUGAAGACAAUUUUCUUUUUUAAACUUCCAUCAUAAAUACAAUGCUUCCCUUCCCUUUGUAGUGAGUGAGGAAGUUAACAGUAAAAAUAAAAACCUCCAAGCAUAAUGGUUAUCACGAGUCGAUUUUAAAAUGUAUCACUUAUGAAUGUUGUGUGAAGAAGGUUAAAUAACCAUCAAUGAUAUCUAUAGGAUGUCAACAAUUUGUUUGAAUUUAUUUAUUUUUUUCUUGGAGUGAAAUUUUUAAAAUUACUUAAUUUUUAAAGUAUUUUUCUGACCCCCCUAAAUUUUUGUUGAAUAUGGAAAUUGAUAAACAUGAUGAAAAUACUAAAAAAAGGAAAAGAGAUUUGGAUGAAUUAGAAGAGACAUACUUUACCGUUGGUAUGGUUUUUGACGAAAUUUUAUUUAAAGAAUCUUUAAAACACCCUAGAAUCCGUGACAGAUCUUUUAUAGUUCACAAUUUGAUAAAAGCUUAUGAUUUGCUGAGAAACUUUACUUUAUUAAAAUCCACUCCAGCUACUAAGGAUGAUCUGUGUACUUUUCAUUCCAGUGAUUACAUUGAAUACCUCGAAAAAAUUAAUCAUUGCUAUACUCCUGAUGAUGAAGUGGAUUUGGAAUACGGAAUAGGUUAUGACUGUCCACCAUUAGAUGGAAUUUAUGAUUUCUGUUGUGCUAUAGCCGGUGGCACACUUACAGCCGCUAGAGCUCUAUGUAAUAGAACUGUUGAUAUUGCUAUCAACUGGUGUGGUGGAUGGCAUCACGCACAAAGAGAUGAAGCUGAGGGAUUUUGUUAUAUAAAUGAUGUUGCCCUUGGUAUAUUAGAGUUACGGAAAACAUUUCAGAAUGUGGUGUAUUUUGAUCUGGACAUACAUCAUGGAAAUGGAGUGGAAAAUUGUUUUUCAUUUACAAAACGUGUGAUGACAGUUUCAUUCCAUCUUUACGAACCAGGGUUUUAUCCUGGAACUGGUCUAGAAAGUGAAGUUGGAGAUGGAAAUGGGCGUUACUAUUCUGUUAAUGUACCAUUAAAAAAUGGUACAUCUGAUUUGACUUAUAAGGAUAUGUUUGAUUGGGUAUUACAAACUGUACUAAAAAAUUUCAAGCCUGAUGCAAUUGUGGUUCAAUGUGGUGCUGAUGGACUAUCGGGUGAUCCGAUUGGAGAAAAUUUUAAUCUCAGCCUAGAUGCUUAUAGUCAUUGUGUCAAACAAAUUUUAAAUCUUCGAAAACCGACACUUUUUCUCGGUGGUGGUGGCUAUCAUAUUCCUAAUACAGCUAGAUGUUGGACCUAUCUGUCUUCAGUCAUUGUUGACGUGCCUAUUUCUAAUGAUAUUCCUGAGCAUGAUAAUUUUACUAAGUUUGGCCCGACAUUUGAGCUCCAAAUUUCUAAAAGCAAUAGAAAAGAUUUUAAUUCAAAAGAAUAUUUAUCAUGUUUGAAAAACAGGAUAAGCGAUAAUCUUAAAAAUAUUAGUUCAUGAUAUUUGUCAAAAACUAUUUACGGCAAUGUAAGCUUUAUUAGUUACUAAGAUGUAUGUGAAGAAUAAAGAACUUAUUUAAUUAAGGCAAUUCCUACAUUUUUAAAACAAUUGAUGUUGUUAGUUUACUAAGAAUGUACAUACUUGGAGUAAUAUAUUUUUUAAAAAAUCCUCCUUUAGAUUUUUUUAUUAUAAAUGGUAACACUUGUGACAUUCAGGUUUGGUUACAUUUUUUAUCCUCCUUGCAAGAACAAAAGUAAUUAUAUCUAUGCUGCUGUAUACUGAUCAUGUGGGAUGGUUAUGGCUAUUUCAAAGUAAUUACAUGGAACACUAGUGGCAAUAAGUAGGCAUACUUACCAUUUUUUUGGGAGGUGGAAAAAUUUAUGUAACCCUCCACAUGCUUCAAACUUAACUUAGACAAUAUUGGUAAGGGUUAAACAUCUACUGUACAGAUCACAUAAACUGUACCCCUUACAAUUGUCAGUCUUAUACAGAAGACAGGACAACCAGUCAAAAUAUCAAGACCGAGAACAGCUUCAAGAAGAUCAUAAGAAACUGAAGGAUCAUUAAAAAUAUUGCAACAGUAUUUUAUUAGGGAAGAUAUUGAUGAAUUUUUUUUGCUGUCAGAUAUAGUAUAGUAGUAUCCCACAAUAUUUACAGUUGCUUCCGUUAUGUACCCUUGUACAAUAUUUUUUUGUAUACUAUGUUUUGUAUAUACAAUAUAUUUUAAAUAAAUCAUAUUAAAUUUAUUGGUAAAAAUAAUAUAUAUAUGCCUCUAUAUAUAAUAGAGAUUUUUUUUUUUUUAUUUAUUUAUUUAUAUGAUAUUUACAACUGUAUACAAAAAAUACAUCUGGUAAAUUCGCACAUUGGUAUAAAGACAUGGAACACAUGUUGAGAA
This is a messenger RNA of Nezara viridula (southern green stink bug), 3184 nucleotides long. The record is from the annotation of a GenBank genome assembly. Lineage: Eukaryota; Metazoa; Arthropoda; Insecta; Hemiptera; Pentatomidae.